Engraulis encrasicolus (European anchovy) is the source of this 642-nucleotide messenger RNA. RefSeq lists its product as uncharacterized. The transcript is spliced from 3 exons. Bases 1 to 642 code for a protein of 213 amino acids. NCBI's taxonomy places the organism in Eukaryota, Metazoa, Chordata, Actinopteri, Clupeiformes, Engraulidae. The record is from RefSeq and is a predicted model, not a curated record.
AUGUGCUCCCCUCGCCUCUCCUUGCCUCGCCACCCCCAUCCCACCUACGCCCAACCCGACCCCCGCUCUCCCAUGUCCCCACCCCUACCUCCACCCUCUACCCCCUGCCCACCACCACCCGACCCUCCUCUUCCGCAGUCCAGGGCUCGAGUUACACUCCUCCUCCACCACCACUCCCACCUCCACCCCCAACCCUCCUCCGCAGUCCCACAGCCAUCCCACCCACACACCCAGAGAGUCACACCACACCCAACCUUCCCUUUCAUCAACCCCCACCCCCACACCCACACCCAACGCUCCUUCUCCACCCACACCCUCACCCCCAACCCACCGAAUCCUCCUCCUCCUCCUCCUCCUCCUCCUCCUCCGCAGUCCCAGGUGUUCAGUCGGAGUGCAGUCCCAGCUGUUCAGUCGGAGUGCAGGUGCGAGUCGGCGUCGUUGGACUCCUCCAGGCUCCCCUCCUCACCCCCACCCCCACCAACUCACCCCCAACAACCCACCCAGAGAGUCACACCACACCCAAUCUUCCCCUCUCCCCCACCCACACCCAACGCUCCUUCUCCACCCACACCCUCACCCCCAACCCACCGAACCUCCUCCUCCUCCUCCGCAGUCCCAGGUGUUCAGUCGGAGUGCAGGUGA